Molecule: messenger RNA, 16958 nt
Organism: Passer domesticus (house sparrow)
Lineage: Eukaryota; Metazoa; Chordata; Aves; Passeriformes; Passeridae
Gene: XKR4
Product: XK related 4
Exons: 3
Coding region: 161-2149 (662 amino acids)
Biological process (GO): engulfment of apoptotic cell; apoptotic process involved in development; phosphatidylserine exposure on apoptotic cell surface
Cellular component (GO): plasma membrane
Source: RefSeq, a predicted model, not a curated record
GCGCGGAGCGGGGACAGGGGACGCGGGGAGCGGCGGGUCCGCGGCGGCGGAGGGCGGGAGGCAGGAGUCAGGAGGCAGAGGAGGAGGAGCAGGAGGAGGCGCGGGAUAAAGGAGCGCUCGCUGCUCCCGCUCGCUCUCCAGCGGGGCUGAGAGAGGCAUCAUGGCCGCGAAGUCGGACGGGCGGCGGAAGAUGAAGAAGGGCGGCGAGGUGGCGUUCACGCCGCUGCAGAACUCCGAGCACUCGGGCUCCGUGCAGGCGCUGGCCCCGGGGCUGCCCGCCGGCUCCGGGCCGGGCGGCGGCAGCGACGACGAUGAGGCGCCCGGGGGCGGGUGCUGCAGCGGCGGCGGCGGCGGGGACGGCUCGGGCGGCGGCUCCCGGUGCUGCUGCUGCUGCUGCAGCGGCGGCAGAGGAGGAGACGGCGGAGGGGGCGGUGGCGGGGGCUCCCGGGGCUCGGGCGGGGGCUCGUCCUCCUUGUGCCUGCGGCUGGGCAGGGAGCAGCGGCGCUACUCGCUGUGGGACUGCCUCUGGAUCCUGGCCGCCCUGGCCGUGUACUUCGCGGACGUGGGCACCGACAUCUGGCUGGCGGUCGACUACUACCUGCGGGGCCAGCGCUGGUGGUUCGGGCUCACGCUGUUCUUCGUGCUGCUGGGCUCCCUGUCCGUGCAGGUCUUCAGCUUCCGCUGGUUCGCGCACGACUUCAGCACCGAGGACAGCGCCGCCGCCGCCGCCGGGCACUGCCCCGCCGCCGAGAGCAAGCUGCUGGUGAGCAGCGGCUCCGCAGCCGCGGACAUCGACGCCGCUCGCCCCAGCACGCCGCAGAGACAGGCGUCCACCGCCAGCAAGGGCAACGCCACCAACAGCAGCAGCAACAGCAGCAGCCACGCCGCCGGCAGCGGCGCCGCCGGUCCCCGCGCUGGCGGCGGCCGCUCCGCGUCCUGCGCCUUCUGCAUCUGGCUCCUGCAGUCGCUCGUCCACAUCCUGCAGCUGGGGCAGGUCUGGAGGUAUUUUCAUACGAUGUACUUGGGUAUCCGGAGUCGACAAAGUGGAGAGAAUGACAGAUGGAGGUUUUAUUGGAAAAUGGUGUAUGAGUAUGCAGAUGUGAGUAUGCUGCAUUUGCUAGCCACCUUUCUGGAAAGUGCACCACAGCUGGUCCUGCAACUCUGUAUUGUUGUUCAGACUCGUACACUCCAGGCUCUCCAAGGUCUUACUGCUGCAGCAUCCCUUGUAUCCCUGGCUUGGGCUUUGGCUUCCUACCAAAAGGCCCUCCGUGACUCCCGAGAUGACAAGAAACCCAUCAGUUAUAUGGCUGUUAUAAUCCAGUUUUGCUGGCACUUCUUCACGAUUGCAGCAAGGGUCAUUACUUUUGCUCUGUUUGCCUCGGUUUUCCAGCUGUACUUUGGGAUCUUCAUCGUGCUGCACUGGUGCAUCAUGACCUUCUGGAUCGUUCACUGCGAGACAGAGUUUUGCAUCACUAAAUGGGAGGAGAUAGUUUUCGACAUGGUUGUUGGGAUAAUCUAUAUCUUCAGCUGGUUCAACGUCAAGGAAGGGAGGACACGCUGUAGGCUUUUCAUUUACUAUUUUGUCAUCCUUUUAGAAAACACCGCCUUGAGUGUUCUCUGGUAUCUGUACAAGGCCCCUCCAAUCUCCGAUGCAUUUGCCAUACCAGCACUGUGUGUAGUGUUCAGCAGCUUUUUAACAGGCAUUGUUUUUAUGCUAAUGUACUAUGCCUUCUUUCACCCCAACGGACCAAGGUUUGGGCAGUCACCAAGCUGUGCUUGUGAGGACCCUGCCGCUGCCUUCACCCUUCCCCCAGAAGUGGCCACGAGCACGCUGCGCUCCAUCUCCAACAACCGGAGCGUCACGAGCGAGCGGGAUCAAAAAUUUGCGGAGAGGGACGGGUGUGUGCCGGUGUUUCAGGUGAGACCCACUGCACCAUCCACACCUUCCUCCCGGCCACCAAGGAUUGAGGAGUCUGUCAUUAAAAUCGAUCUGUUCAGGAACAGGUACCCAGCAUGGGAGAGACAUGUGUUGGACAGGAGCCUAAGGAAGGCGAUCUUAGCGUUUGAAUGUUCCCCUGCUCCUCCGCGGCUACAGUAUAAAGAUGAUGCCCUUAUUCAGGAGCGCUUGGAAUAUGAAACCACGUUGUAAACAAAGCAAAAACACAGCUUGGAGCAGCUCCAACGUUACAGUCCAAAUUAAGGGUUGACAGUAGGGCUGUAGGAACAACCAAACUGUGUACUACAAGUAGAGCAGCAAGCUAUAGCAUUCUUAGUCUGGCUAUCAUCAUGAUUAUCAUUUGAUCCACUGUGUGCAGUCUGUCUGCAGGACACUGAUACAGCAGCAUCGUCUGAAAGCCUCAAAAAAACCCAAACCCUGACCCACACAUACAGAUCAGUCACAUCAGCAGGGGGAACUCACCCACCACCCCUCACUGCUAUGAAACUCUGACUGCACAGUACUUACAAUCAAAUCAAUAUAAAGGCUCUGACCAGAGCUUUCAGCUUCAGCCAGUAGUGCAUUUUAUUUUAGAAAUGAAUUAUUGAUAUUUCCAUAAUCAAUGGCAAAAAAAAACCAAACCACACUUUUUCAAAAAUACUGUAGCACACAGUGUUGCUGUUAGGAAAACUGUUUUCUGGGGCAAAAAACAGGAGCUUAGUAGUCUUCAACACUCCCAUAAAUCAACCAUUCAGGUUAGAAUAGGUUUGCAAAAUAGUUCUUAAUUAAAAAGAAACAUCAUCAUGUUUAUAAGGCUGUCAAUGGAAAAUAAACGAAAUUCUGAUUAACUAGGUCAUUAAAAUUAACACUACCAGAACUGUUUGUUUUCUGUGGAAUUUCAAAGUCUUUUUUAAAUGUAAUUUAACUUCUCAAUAUUAUUUUCAACAGAAACUCUAUGCAGCUCACUUCUGGUUUUGAGGAGAAAUAAGGAGCUCUAGCACGUAGUGAUAUUCAUUAAAUGAUAAUCAUGAUUCAGUGUACAAUUUGCAAAAAAAAAAAAAGGUAAAAGAACAAGGAAGUAUAGUUUUCAUAUUCUAAACUUUUUGGAGGACCCCUUUCAGAUAUUUCAGAAGAAACCACAAGGAGCUGAACACACUGAAACUUCUCUGUUCCAGGACUGAGAACACAUGAUUCAGUGUGUGAAUGUAUGCAGGUGUGACAAGAGACUGACAUGCCAUACCCUUCUAGUGCCAAACAUUGUAUAACUGCAAGGUUGAUAUUGCCUGAGGGACACAACAAGUGGCACAAGCCCUACCAGAAAAAGAAGCAGGAAAGACCAAGCAAGCUCUCAAUGUGUAGAGACAGCUCUGAUUUUUCCCCCUGAAGGUGAAAGUGAUGUCUUUUAAAGGCUUUCAUCCACCUCUUAGUAAGUAUAUUCACAGAAGUAUAAUAUAAACAAGUUAUGUGGAAGAGCCUCUUCUACCUGUUCAAGACUGGUGUCCAGACGUGUCUAAAAAUUAGAAUCUCUUGUAACAGAGUACUUUUGAUGCAAGUUUUUGGGUUUUAAAUACCUCCCUAAAUCUAGUUAAAGAUAUUAUACUCUAUGUUAAAAGUAUCCCCUGAUGGUGCUUUCAGAUGCAUUAAAGGUGCAAGUCAAAAUUUGAUAGUAUUUUUUUUAAAGCUGGUGCAGAAUUAAAAACUCAUGGAUUAUUUUAAUAUUUUUGUAAAGUAAAAAUAUGGUAUAAAAGGUUACUUUUUAUAAACCUCAAAUCUUUUAAUACAUUUCAUUCUCUUUAUAGCUUAGAUUUUAAGAAUUGGUCCAUGAAUUUUAUCAAAUGGCUUUUGCAGGUUGACAUAAACCUGCUUUUCACACAUUAUGGAUUUGUUUUGCAGUGUAAUGCCAUAUGAAAGCCUACAUGGGUACUUUUAGAAUACUCUAUAAACUGUGGAUCCUGCUUCAAAUGUAAGUGGCUUGUAAAGACGCCAAGUGAUUCCAUGAGAAACAAUUUGCUAUAACUAUUUCCAUCCAUUUUAGGAGAGCAAAGCAGAACUGAAGCGUUACUGUUGUAAAUGGCAUUGUCAGGAUGGAGAAGACCUGAUACUUGGACUGUCAGAUAUAUCCAGUGUAGUCACUGCUGUGUAUGCUGCUGGGUAAAUUUCUGUCUUUCCUAUUACAAAUAUUUGUACUGUGAAAUGGCCAAGGUUACACAGACUAUGUUUGUUUGUAUGUGUUCAAUUAGCCAUUUUUAAUGUUGACUUUUUUUAUUAGCGAAAUAUUCAAUACCUGUUGUUCUUUGCUGGGGCAAGUUCCUCUAAACAAAAACUUGUGGAAGUGCAGGAAUCUGCAAAGCAGAGGGAACUUUACACAGAUGAGAAAAAAAACUAUGCUUCAGGGGUUUCUUAGGUAUUUUCAAAUUAAGCAAUUGCCAACUGCCUCUAUAAAAAUUUUUUAAAGAAAUCAAAUCUUUGAUAGUCCAAACCUGAAGCUUUUUACAAAGUGAUUACCCUUUUCCUCAUGGAGAUACAGCUGAUUAUUCAGAGAAAAGCACUCAUGUUUUUUCAGAAAAUAUACCCUGCAAAAAAUGCUAAAAAAAUAUUUUGGAAGGAAGUCCUUUGUCCUGUUGCAUUCAAUAGACCCUUCACUCCAGAACCAAAUUCCAGUUCACGCAAGAAAAUUGCUGUUUUUCUUUACAACGAAGGCAAAUGUAAGCUCUGUGACCCAAGAUGUGAGGGUUUCUUUUGGAGACAGUUUGAAGUGUUUGGUGCUGCUUUAUCAGCUUGAGUGAGGCACAGUGGGCAGCCUUCUCCCACCAGCAGCUCCUGGGGACAGAGGCAGCAUCACUGCUGUCAGCGAAGCUCUGCCUCUUCUCAAGUCCCUCUCAUCCUCUCGCUCUUCCUCAGAGCUCUGAGCCCUUUGGCCAGGCUUACAGAAUUGAAGAGAAGUUGCUUUGUAUGGAAUUUAAAGGGUUAAGGUCUUCACCAGUGCUUGCAUUGCAAGGUUUCUGAAGAAGGUUUGGGAUGAGUUUGUUUGAUUUGCUUUUAUUUGGUUUUGGAAGGAAGGACACAGAGAUGUGAUUUAUCCAUGUGGUUUUUCAUGCCUAGCAUUUAUUUUCUUUACUCUCAUAACAUUUUUAAUUUUUUUAACUAAUGUUUGCAAAAAAGUUUAUUUAAAGGAAACUACUGCAGGGUGUGAGUGCAGAGUGACAUAUAUAUGUGUGUUUGUGUACAUAUAUUUAUAUAUAUGCAGCACUACAUAUACACACCUUGUCCUCAGAAUUCAGUCUGGUGGUUUGAAGCAGAGGUAGAAGUCCUUAUGCACUAAGUCAAAAUUUGCUCUUCAAAAUCUUGCUCUCUUACAAUCACAACACCAGUGUCACCCGCACUGAGAACAGGGCAGUGACUUAAAUAUUAACACUGAUGACUGCAUGGACAGUUUCCUAAUUUGCAUUGCUGUGAGUCAUCAUAUUAAAAGCCGUAAGAAUUUUUUAUAGAAAUUGCCAAGAAUAAACAUAGUCCAUGCUGAAAUUCCAUUAUGGCCUUAUGGACAGUUAAUAAUCAAUAUGCACUCUUCUUUUUGCCACAGACAGUUUUAAAAUCAAUAAAGUUCAACUGAGACAGCAAUAGCAAAAAUAAAAUUUAAAAAAAAGGACUUGUAAAAAACCUGAACUUUUGCUUUUCAAAUAAUGAAAACAUCAAGCAUUUUAAAUUUCACAGCAGAAUACAGGAAUAUAAAAAAGUUCACAUUUUCAUAUUUACAUUCUGGCAAAGAAAAGCAAUCACAUCUAUUUGUUAGCAGUAAGACUUACGGGAGCAUUGUUCUAAUUAACCAAACAAACUUAGCAGUAGACUUAAUUGUAAUUUAUCUGGUUAAAAACUUGGUCCUAAAAUUUGGAGAGUUGUGGAUUUGUCUGUUGCAGAAAAGACAAUUCAGCUACUAUCACUAAUUAAGUAAAGGUAAUGUAUACCCAUGUUCAUUCAGAAAACGUGUAAGAAAAUGUAAGAGAAAACUUUUUACUUAUUUUAAAAGCUGUUUAUUCUGUAAUGGGAUAAUUUUUCUUUAAAAAUUUCUUUACAAAUAUGUGCAAUACUUUCUUUCCAUGCAUAUUUAAUAAUGAAAUUACUAGUAUCCAAUUUUGUUUAUGUCAAUUUAAAUAUGCUUCCUGUGACAGAGCAAUGUUUCUUUUCUUGGGUUAUUAUGGACUUGAUGGCAUAUAUACAAUGUUUUCAUUGUCAAACCAACAACUUUUCUAUUAAUUAAUUUUCAUAAAAUUGGAGAAAAUUUUCCUUCCAAAAUUUAAUUCUAGGUCUCAUCUGCCUGAUUUUGUAAACUUUUAAGCAGAGGAGGAAAAUUACAAUUUUAUUGGCAAUUUAAUUUUUAAUAUGUGGUGAAUAGCUAUUAAACCUGUAUUAAUUUAAACCAUAUGAUGGUCUUUCCAAUACAUCAUUAUCUCCCCAGAAGAGCAAUUCAUAAAAGUAGAAGUGCUUCUUUACUUGGAAAGGGACUCCCAAUCAUGCAAUAUGUUCAUUUACUUUUUAUUGGCCAGCAAAAUAUUCAUAACUAGACUGUUGGGGUUUUUAGAACACAAAUUAAAUGAGUUUGAAGUGUUUAUGAUUUUAUCAUAUCAUUCCUAAAGAGCCUUAAAAGUGGCACUGUACUGAGUUUUAGUUGGCUCUGCCAGUGAAUCAUCUUCCAAAGUCCCUGCCCUUUCUCUGAUCCCUGCCUGAAGUUGUGCAAUCCAGAGUGGCUGAGAUUUAUUCUGUGAUUUACUCUGCACCCCCUGCACUGCCCGCACAAUGCCAAGGAAAAGACUUCAGCAGAUUCCUGGGGUCCUACUGCUGCCUCUCUUACUCCUGUGCAUGGUGGGAAGCAGAGUCAAUUGCAUCUGUGCAUCCAUCUAAACAAGCCUGUGUAAGUUAAACCCCUACAAGAUGUGUGUGAUGCUAUUAAUGGCAAUCCUUGUCCAUAAAUCUACAAGCCCAACACCACAAUUACUAAUUCUGCAGUGUAACAAUGCAGGACAUGGGAAGAAUUGUCUAAAUACACAAUAAGCCAUUGAAUUUCACUACUUGUAGCAAUUAUACUAGCUCACAUAGAGCCCAUGCUCUCAGCAGAAAGCCAAAUGGAGUAAGGGGCAAACAGCCAUUUGUAUACCAGAGACAUUAAACUAUAAAAUCCUCACUUGAUUGUUUAUAGGACUAUGUCUUUUCAUUAUGGUAUGGAAUCCAUUCCUCUUUAUUCUGAUAAAAGAGAUAAAAUGCAAAAUGAGAACAGAUUCUUUUAAAUCUAGGAAUAAAAAAAGGCACAACAGAUUACUGCAUUUCCCCUGUAGUGAUUUUUUAAAACAAACUCUGCCAUCAUUUUCACUUGGAUGCAGAUUGCUGAGUGAUCUGCUUCUGAGAUGAUUUCUCACAUCUGGCACGAGCAGACUUCAUUACAGGAGAGACAGAGAUGACAAUACAAGGCCUUGUUCAUGCAAAGUUAGGGGAAUGGUGUCACUGAUGAAGAGAUGAUUUGCAAGGCUGUUUUAACACAUGAGGGGUCCCCUACCAUUUAUUUUACCUCAGUGACCACAGUUCAGGACUUUGGUGAGGUUUUUUCACUGGUAUGAAUAUGUUAAAGUCAGACCCUGGCCUAGAGUGAACUACAUGAAUUCAGACCAUGGUAGUGGAAGUCUUCACCUCUUCACUCCAAACUGAGCUCAGCUGGAGGUUUGCUGAAUGCCAAAAAGCCUGCAUGGCACUUGGCUCAGCCUGAAAUACACGCACUAAACUUAGUGCUGACUCAGCAUGAAUCAAAGAUUUCUUAUUCUUUCCGUUUUAGUUCAAACAUUCCAGAUUAUACCCACUUUGACUGAGUUGCUGUUUUGUGAUCCUCUUAAGAAGACUUUGAAAAAUGUCUCUGAAACCAAUCAUUUCCAGUGAUUCUUACAAAAGCCAAUUCCUGACCAGUACAUUCAUUCAAAGGAUUUUUUUCGAACUGUGUAAGCUUGGCUCCUGUAUUUAAUUUUGUUCUAAAUGCUUAGCAUUUCAUUCUUACGCAUAAGAUCUUAUACACCCAUUAGUAAACUGUGUGCCUACUGUGAAUCCUGGGGCAAAGGCAACAGAUAUGCAAGAUUCAGGGCAAAAAGUCCUCUUCAGCACACUUAUAGGGUGAUUUGCAUGAGCCAGAGAAGUCAAACAGAAGCUUGUGUAUAAUUGCAACAGACUUAUACAUGUAGUUGCUAUAUUCAUUGAGAGAGAUUUACAAUAAAUUGUGAUAUAAGUGACCAGCUAAUAGAAAGAUCAAAUCUCAACUUCUACGUGCAAGGCAGGGUAAAAUAAAAUCAGCCAAGAAACUUUAAAGUGUAACCAAAAAUCUCAUUUCAAGGAAUGGUUGGAAUAAUUUUUAAAAUGUAACAGAUUUGUCAAUGUAACAAAAUGCAACAUUCAUAGAAAGAAAGAUAUGACUGCUGCAAGUUUUCUCUGUCUGUAGGUUUCAGCCUCUUGUUUCAGAUAACUUUGGAAACAAUUGCUUCUGGCAUGCUGCAGCUCUAGGAAUGCUAGCAACUCUUCUACACAAGAUCCCUUUGCUAUAGGAGAGUGCACAUCCUUUUAACAAAGCAUUGAGCUUGGGGUAGUUUUUUUUCCACUGAACUAAACCUCACAGAAGCAUUUUUAGCAUAAAAUAGGUGUGUCCAUUCAGCCACCUCGUGUGUAACAUUACUGCAAAACAGAAUUUCACAGAUAAGUGAUUUCCUCAAGGUAAAAAAAGCUGCUAGUUGAAUGAUCAGAAGAGCCUGCAGAGACAUAACACAGUGCUAAGGCAAGGCAUAGGCUGUGUCUGUGUGCUACAAGCCUCCUCAGGGCAAAGCCUGGCCAUAGUCCAGCACUCUCUUCCCCACCCCAUGCGCCAAAGAGCUCAUAGGAGAGAGGAAAACCUUGUGCAUGGGCUGGAUGAAAGCCACAACACUUGGGGACCAGACAGCCGGCCCAUGGCAGCGCAGGUGCAGAGGUGGGCGCAGGCACGUCGGGGGUCUCAGGCUCGUACUGCUCCUCCAAACUGCACUAACUGGGAGCUCCUGAACAUCUUAAUGCCAGAUGUUCAAGGAGCUCAGAUUUGCCUCCUGGACUUGGUCAGAUACAACUUGGCCUUCACAGCACAAGGUUAGCUCAGCUGCUAUCUCCCACCUAAGGCUGCCAGGAUCCUAUGAGCAGAUGCUCUCCUGCCCAUUUUACCUGAAAGAAUUGGGUCCUCUGUGGUGCUAUCAGAUAGAGCUUUGCACUGAAAUACUCUUGAGGGCUUUUCCAGCAGUAAAUGGUGGUAAGCAGAGGCCAAGGGGAGAGCCAGGUACAGUGAUCUCUUCAGCUAGCAAUGAUUCAUAUCUUUAGCUGCUGUCUCUCAGGGGAGGGAUAUAGGGCUGCACGCUGAUGAGGAGAAGGGCAGUGCUCUCUGCCUCAUAUUUUGAACAGUUCUUCCUCUUUGUGGAAAAUGUAAAUGUGGACAUAUAAAUGAAGACGUGUGCAGUGUAGACAUACUUCUAGUAUUUUGACAUGUUCAAUCCCUUUAGUGUUGAGGACUCUGAAAUUGCUGAGCACAUUCAGUGCCAUGGCCUACACCCAGCCAGGGUAAUGUCUGCAGUAAACAUCUGAGGCAGAAGCAAAAAUCACUUUGCUCACCUUCCAACCUGACCAAAAGCUAUAUGAACAUGGUUAGCACUGUGACAAAGCCUGAAUCUCUACAUGCUGCCUUGAAUCAGGUCUAUUAAUGCACUGUGUGCUGUUCUGGCCGCGUUCACGUGGUUUUUCCUUGGAGCUCAGCCAGACUUUGUAUGGACACCAGAGCUACACUUGUAGCUUAUCUGUAGCUCCCUGAGCCCAAGAUUCAUACAUGUGAUCCCAGCUACUUUGCCGAACAAGGAUCAGUUUGGGCUGAGCAAAAGGCAAACAGGCUCUGUGCCAUCUAGCAAAGCAUGUGGAGCAGACAUGGUUUCUCUGGAUAUUUGGACCACUGUUGUGUGAAGAUUGCCCAGGUUGUGGUGAAAUGCAACAUAUUCAGUGUCCACAGCACACUAUAAUGAAUACUCUGUGUGGAAGUGUUCAGUUUUAUCAUAGUAAAAAUAGUAGGACCUUAUCUCAUGCUUGGGAGCAAAUUUACAGUUUCAAAUGCAUUAUUUAUAUAUAUAUAUAACAUGUGUGUAUAUAUACAUGUGUGUGUGUGUGUGUGUGUGUGUAUUUGUGUAUACACACAACAGUGAGUCCUGAGAUUCUAUUAGGAUUCAAUCUUACAAUUCAUUCAAAUCUUAAGCCUAAAACAAAAAAGAAUCAACAGCAUUGUCAUCAAGGAUAACCAAGUGGUAACUGCAAAAUAAAAAAUUAUAUUAUUGGAAAAUACAUUCCAGUCAUUAUUGGAAACAGCCUUGUGAUUUAAUGUGCCAGCACAUUAAGAAAAAGUUAUGGAGAAUAUAUGUCUAACACUAUAUUUCAUUUCUUAAAUAUUUUGGUAAAAGUAUAGAGCAGAGAUAAUUGUGUGAAAUAAAAAAAGAAUUUAUCACAUUUACUUAAGGAAAAAAACAAUCAUAUAAAAAUGGCAAAGGGAUCAAUUAAACUUUUGUUUCAUGUAAUGUAAUGUUGGUUGUAUCUGCUGCACUAUCAGUUAUCAUUGUCAUAGCUUAUGAAGGAAACAACCUGCAAUAAUUAGGAUGGUUUACUUGCAUUUUGACUGAAGAAUGCUAAUUGGGCUUGUUAUCCAACACAUAUGCAGUUUCCUGAUGCAAGCUGUUGGAACGAAAGAUUUGCUCUUGCACAGAUUAUGUAUUGAAGAUAAAUUUCAAAUGCAUGUAUUUGAAAAUGAUACUCAAUUUAAAUGUAUCAUACAUAUGCAGUAACUAUUUCUGAAAUUCUAACCACUGAUGGUUUUUUCAAUAUGUUCUACAUUAUUAUGUGUCAAUCCCAGACUGUUUCCCAGAAAAUAUUUGAUGAAAAUUAGUUUUAAAUUUUAUGAAGCUGUGGAAGAGACUAUCAGCCAGUGAAGGCAGAUGCUUCUCUGAAGUUCAGAUAUAUAUGAACUCUAGACAUAUGUUUAGAGUUCCUGACCUGUGUCACAAUUCAGCAUUAAGGACAAUGUUUGAAAAAACUAGUACAUUUCCAAGGAGAUCUGUUAUAUGGUCAGAGAGAUCUAAAAUUGUCAUGACUGGGUAAGAUAAUGACCGUAACUGCAGAGGAAGAGUUCAAAAGUAGUCAGUAAUGACUUUCAACAUCAUUCCCUGAAUUUCCACUUUGGGACACACCUCGUCCUCCUGUCAGCCAACAUCCAUGUGUGCUGGGAUCACUCCUGGCACCUGCACUGUGGUGUUCACUCUGGCUCAAAGUGAAGACAAAGCAGGCAGCUUGUUUCCAGCUCCAGUUCUCGCUGGGUUAUUGGGCUGGCCCAUGGGAUAUAUUUCACUGAGAACACCUAAGCUGUCAGUGAGACAACCACACCAAUCUGGACAGGAUUUAGCCUUUAGAUAGCACUAUAUGGACAAUGAAAAAUCUUCCUUUGUCAGCAGAGAGGGCAGCUGCCACUAUUUAUAGUCACAAAGUGCCAACAUAUUGUCAUGUAUUUGUGGUUGCUAUCGAUUCCCUAUUUUUUAUUUUAUUGGAACUGCUUAGAACUUGUCGAGCUCUGCCUGGGUUGAUUUGCAGCUAAUUAAUUCAGCAGACAUUUUAAAUCUUGCAAAUGUGUGGCUUGUAAUACAGUAAUCAAGGUUCUGUGAGCAAACAUUAAUCAGUUCAGGAGGAAAAAAAAAAAGCCAUUGUUAGCUGUGUUCAGUGAGGUCCCCACACUGGAGAGAUGUAGAAGAAAUGCAACAUUAGUGAAUUCAUCCUAGCUAAGCUUUCAUCUUGUGAAAUAUUUAUCUAUUUGAUUUGUUUCAUAUAUGCAAGGAGUUGUAUUUUAAAGAGGAUUGCUAGGGUUGAGACAGCUUUAGUUACCGUCAGUGUGAAAAUGGCCACAUUUCCUUCUGGUCAUUUAUUCAUCUUAUCAGCCAAAAAGUCAUUCUAUCCAGCAGCAGUACAAUUUCAUUUUUGGGAUGACUUUACUGAUUUUGCAACAGUUUAUCCUGGAGAAAUUACUGUAACAAAAAACAUACAGCAUUUAGCAACAGCUGUAAGAACUAGGUGAAUGAAUGAAGAAAAUAUUGGUUUUCACUGCUUUUAACACACAGUUGGAUUUUAGCUACUUUGCCAUGAAGCAGAAGUUUAAAAAAAUAAGCAAUGCUACUUACAGAGGUAUCUCAAUAAUGGAAGGCUUGUGAUUAGCAAAGCAUUUAAUUUUUUUCAUCAUCAGAAAUACUGUAGCUUAGUCCAUUUGCAGUUUUGUAAAAAUCAGCAAGAAUGAGUGGGUGGUUUAAUAUUUAACUUAACUCUGGUACUUGUAGGAACACAAUUAUGGCAACAUGGGACUCAGCAAGGGCUCUGGCUUGGGACCCUCCUGAUACAGAAUUUUCAGGUGGGAUGAUGUCACAGCCCCCUCCAGUCAGACUACAGAGGGUGUGCCCUGUGCAGAAGGGCAUGUGAAUGAUCUGUACACACAUUUCACUGCAGAAGCCUCUUCUUUAGUGAUCUUAGCAAGGAGGCCAGAGAUCAAAAAGACAUGAAAGCAAAAGGAUGAUUCCUCUGGUCAAGAUUAAGAGAUAUUUGUGAAACACUGUGGAAAAUCUGCCCCUGGUGUUUCAGUGGAUAAAAGGAGGAGCAGAGUCUUUUAACAGCCAAAAAAAAGCUACCCAAAACUCAAACCAACAAACCUUGAUGCCAAAAUACUACUUAUGGUGCAAUUACUCUCUCCUUGGGGAAAGACAUUGACUGAGAAAAUUCUUUGUGUUACAAACUAACUGAAACACACAGGGAGACAGUGAAAGAUAUUUCUUAGAUAUAACUUCAUUGCUCUUUAUUGUUUAUUAGCAAUAAGAUACAAAAGUAUCUCAAACUAAGGCCUCGAAGACAAGGAUUUUGUAUGUCAGUUAUGCCAGUGAUCAUUAGAUUUAGAAAUUAUAGAUCUUUAUAAUAGAUUAUGGGUCAGAGAACCUCAUUGCCUUCUUUAUGGAGGAUAAAUCUCAGAUGGCUUCCACAAGAAAUAUAAAGUUUAGAACAGGCUCAAAAGAUGGUCUUUUCUGUGUAUGAAGUAUUAUGGGCUUGGUUGCUCAACUGGUUGUGCAUUUUCUCAUGCUCUCAAUUUCUCACACAGUACAUCCAUGAGCAAAUAGUGGAUUUGCAGGUACAUGUUCCUUUAUUGCUAAUAGUCCUCACAUCCACUUCUUCAUGCACAGCUGAGGAACACAUGCAUGGGACAGUGUAAAGGCUUAGAGCAGGAAAAAAAAUGGAGAAAAUGGAGAUCAGUAGAUAUGGUAGAAGCCUUAUAAUUAGGAAAGAGCUGUGAAGCUUUAGAGUAGGUGAACCUUCAUAGCAUUUGUUCAUGCUCAGGUAUUCUGUCACUCAGCUCCUCAUGGAAAUUACUGUUGAAAGACUUCCAGUUAUAUUAGAUGUUACCAUCAAUUCUUGUUGUUUAGUAGCAGAAACAGUCUCAUUCAGAUUUCAGUAGAAAACGCUGUGAAGUUAUCUGUAACCUCAUGCAUGAUCUGUAAGUGUGGGAUAUUACAAUAGAUUUGUUUUCUUCAAAGAUUUACUCAGAAAGGUUGGCAACAUUUGCUAGAUACUGUUCUGAUGUUUUUCCUUGCUUCCAUUUUUUUCUUGUGUGUGUGAGUCUCAUAUACAAACCUCACCAAUGAGAAAAGGCAAUCUCAGGUUAUCUAAGAAACUUUCUUUUCUCAUGUCAUAAUACAAAACUCAAAAAUUCCUUUGCAUAACACCUGGCUAUGGGGUAAUUUCUAUAGUUAAGAUGGAAAACUGAGUUAAAAUUCAAACACUGCAGUAAUUUUCUCAAUUGCAAAGCAGGAAUUUUCUUAAAGACCGCUGUCAUAUCUUGAUUUUACUUCAGGUCAGCUGAUUUUACUUCAUCAUUCCACAGCCUUGGUAUAUGCCCAUAGCAACCUAAAAAUUGGUAUCUCUUGUUUCUGAGGUAAUUUCUCACAGAACAGCCUGUAAUAGGGAUCAUGUUGGAUUAGCAAACAAGGAUCUGCCAUUCCACCACAGUUCUCCUUUACCAGGACCGCAGUUCCUUUAAAUCAAUUCCCAUUGAUUCUCAAGGGCAGAGACUGUCCCACGUGUAAUUUGUUCUGCUUGAGAGGACAGAUAUUUUGUAGUGUCUUCUCCAAGUUCUGCAUUAUUAACAAGCUAAUAUUUAUUCUAACAAAUGAGAAUCACUGUGUUUUCCUGCAGGUGCCAUUCUGUGUAUGAGAUAGUCUCAACAGGGGCAGCCUCUGCUGCUCUUCCCAUGCUUGCUCACCUGCCUCUUUAAUCAAAUGUUAACAACUGUUGUUGCACAUGCUGCAGAGCCAAGCAAAACCCAGUUUGGCUUCUGGAUUUGACCUGUGGCAUUAGCAAAUGGGAGAUUCCUCUCCUUACUGCAAGCUGAGUACAUUGGAAAUGGUGUCCUCUGGAAUGCAAUAAACACAGUUCAUUAUCAUAUUGGUUUUGUAGCAAUUUUCCAGAGUACAGCUAUGCUUUGAAACUUUAUGCAGAAGAAAAGAAAAGAGAAAAGAAAAGAAAAGAAAAGAAAAGAAAAGAAAAGAAAAGAAAAGAAAAGAAAAGAAAAGAAAAGAAAAGAAAAGAAAAGAAAAGAAAAGAAAAGAAAAGAAAAGGACCCCCAACUUUUAAUUGUUCUUUCUCAGCAUUCAUUGUUCUCUUGAAAUUUGCAAUGCACUAGGAGCAUGUCAGUUAAUUCAUAUUGAAUAUUUCAAAUGGAUUCCUACAAAAUAUAUUAAUUAAUCCAGUAAUAAUUUAAAAGAUCAUAUUAUCCAUUCAUUACAGCAAAAUUUAUAUUCAGAUAAGGCUAAUUUGUGUGUUUUUCCACCCUCUAUUUCUUAAUAUACAGAACUCCAAAUCUGUUUUCAGGUUGACUGGUGGAUUUGAUUUGGUUUGGGAAAAUGUGCAAAAGUGUUUCUUGGCUGUUAGUAAAAGAAGGGAGCCUUCCAAAGCAAUUUCACAAGAGGCAAAUGAUCCUAAAAGACAGACUUGAUAACAGCUGUGCUUACAAAAUCGUCUUCAAUAAUCUACAGCUAAGCAAAAAAAAAAAAAAAAAAAAAAAAAAAAAGAAAAACAAAACCAAAGGCAACCAAAAGACAUUCUUAGAACACUAAUGGAGAAACUUUGCCUGAUGCACAUGUCAAUAAGUCAAUCAGUCAUAUUUACACCAAUGCUCUGGACAGAAGCAUUUAUUAUACUGGGACUUGAUUUGAUUACAGGCAGUUUAUAAUCAUAAAGGGCUUCCCUGAAGGUCCACCACAGAAAAUUAAUAACUUUCUUUUGACUUUAGUGGAGUCCAAUAAGCCCCAGGAGAAAGCACACGGGCAUUUUGCUUUUAAAUUUUGCAACGCCAGACUAAGUAAAAUUUAUUUUUAAGGAAUCUCUUCAGUAGCUACUUUACAGUGCACUAGAACUUUACUGUCAAGUGAAAUUUUCAGUCUUUGUGCACUUAAUACUGAUCUGGCUAAGUUAUUGAAAAUGUCUGACGAAGAAAUAUCAGGCUUUAUAUUAUAAAAUAAGAGUCUACUGGAAAUAAUACUAAAGCACUUCUAGGUCUUCCAAUUCUGUUAGUCACUGGAUGAGGCCAAGAUACCUCACCGGAUUCCAGGAUAAAUUAAAAUGUCUGCUUAAAUUUUCAUAUAGUUUUUGAAUAUAUUAAUUAUAUUUUAAUAUUUUCUAUGAAAUAAAAACUGUCACUAGAGCUAUAUAUUUCAAUUUUGGUUUCAAGACAAAUGUUCUGUGAAGUCCAAGCCACUGGACUUCAGGGAAAAACCUGGGAAGUGGAAUUUUAUCCUAAGCUCAGGCAAGAGUCCUGCAUUUCUACUUAGCCUGCUACCCAGCCCUCCAUGGUACUUUCCUGCCAUUCUUCACCACUGAAAUCACUGAAAAUGGAUCUAGCAUUUGUAUCCUGACAAAUUUAAUCUCAUUGUUUGCUGCUGAGUCUUACAGCAAUUGGACAGAGGCAGCUCAAUGGCACAAGGGUAGGGAUGAGGGAGGUGCAGGUAGAUCCUCUUCUCUUCCAGUUUCUCCAAUGGCUAUCAGUGACACAACUGAAUUGGGGAUGGGAAGGGGGGUUGCUUCUUCUCGGGACAAAUGUUGGUUGUGAGUACUGAGACUUGGAAAUAUUAUUUGUAUUUUGAAAGGAAGUGUGGCAAAUAAAAGUUCUGACACAGUAAAGAGGAUGUCUACGUAUGCCAAGUACUCACAAUGCCAACAUGCUGAAACAUCAAGCUGGAUUUACUAGGCUGUAGAGGAUUGUUUUCUGUUGUUUCACAAGCAGAAAAAUAAUUUUUACAUCCAUUUCAAAAGUGUGCCUUUUAGCAUCUUUGUGUUUUAUGAAAUCAGACCUGAAAAAAAAUAUUUCUCCCCUCUUUAAAAUCAGAGCAUCUUUUUCUGCUUAGGUUUAUAUAAAGUUAUCAAACCAUGACUUCUCUGAGAAACUCCCUCUCAUGAUGAAACAAUGUGGGCAACUGAGCAGAAAUUCCUGACAAAAAUUUUGGGGAGAGCUGCAAUAUCAUGCCACAUCAAGAAAUCUCACUGUCCAGUCUUCUAGUUUUCCAUCUAGUUCUAGUAGGAAAAAUUAAAAGGCCACGAUGUGCAGGAUGUCCAAGAGUAAUUGGCCUUUACCAUUUCUGCCACCGUAAUACAUACAUUCAGCACUCUGUGAACAUUAGUGACUCCUCAUUUUGGGUUGCCAGAGAUUAAGUUGGCCAAAAUCACACUUCACUUUUGAAAAUUAUAUUUAUAAUACAGUAAGCUUAGAAGGGUAAAAUUAAAGGGGAAAAAAAAAAAAAGGAGGGAAAAAAGGGUUUCGGGAUUUCCUUGUUUAAUAGAAAAUAAGAAUAAAUGAUGGCAUAUACACAGAGUUCAGAAGUACAAAUCCUACUUUUUCACAGGCCAAUUAAAAAAAAAAAAAGAAAAA